Molecule: messenger RNA, 966 nt
Organism: Striga hermonthica
Lineage: Eukaryota; Viridiplantae; Streptophyta; Magnoliopsida; Lamiales; Orobanchaceae
Source: the annotation of a GenBank genome assembly
AUGCAGGGGGGCAGAGAUCCAUUCUUUGGUUUUGGUGAUCCUUUUGGUAAUUUUGGAGGCCAAAGAAGUCUAAUCUCUAGCUUUUUUGGGGGAAGGGAUCCAUUCGAUGACCCGUUUUUCACGCGUCCCUUUGGAAGCAUGUUUGAGUCAAGCUUCUUUGGGUCUAAUGGAGGUCCAUUUAUGAAUCCACUUUCUUAUGGAUAUCUUGAACAUCAGCCUACCCAGCCACAUACAUCUAGGGGACCAGUGAUUGAGGAGCUGAAUUCUGAUGAUGAGGUUGAUGAAAAAGAAAGUGGAAAGGAUAAAAAGGAGAAUCCUAGGAAACAUGGAAGAUCUGGUAAAGAGUCUUUUAUGGAGAACCCUGAUGAUGAAGGAACUGAGAAAAAGAGCAAGCAUAUAGCUCGCCAAAAUGAGAUCUACCAGAUGCAAAGUGCACGGUCACAGCCUCAAAAUCAUAGCUUCUCUUAUCAAAGUACCACUGUUUCUUAUGGUGGUGCAAAUGGUGCGUACUACACUUCUUCUAGAACAAGGAGAUCAGGGAGUGAUGGAUUAACAUUUGAAGAAUGCAAAGAAUCUGAUUCGUCUACUCGCCAAGCAACUCAUAGGGUCUCGAGGGGUAUCCAUGACAAGGGUCAUUCCUUAAUUCGUAAGUUGAACUCAGAUGGGCAUGUUGACACGAUGCAGACUCUGCAUAAUCUUAAUGAAGAUGAACUUGGCGGUUUUGAGGAAGCAUGGAAGGGAAAUGCCAGGAGAUAUCUUCCUGGGCUUGGUGAAAGAUUCAGUAAUCAACAUGGUACAGGGUUUGGAAGCAGUAACAGGCUUGGCAGAGAUGGAUGGGCUCUUCCUUCAACUUAUAGUUCAAGCAAUCAAGGAAGCUCGAGACCAGAUAUUGGAAGCAUGGCAGCCGCGCCACAUCAUUCUGCAAGAGCAUUUUGUCCAAGUAAACAGGCCUAUAAUAGACGUUAA